AUCCACACCUCCACAACAUGCCACCAAUCCCUUCGACGCUCGACCAAGAUGCUCUAGAUGUCAUGUCUUCUUCGGAAAGGCUUGAGCGCGACAUCUUAGAAUUCCAAAUCCCAAGGCUUCGGGAUUUCAAGGGAACGCUUUCUUCUCAACAACAACUCGCGACUGAAAUUCGCGAAGACAUCGAAAAGUUCUCUCGACAGGUAGAGGAAUUAGAGCUGUUUGUCGACGAUCAACGGGGCGAGAAGAAUCGUCAGGAGUUGAGACGGAUCGUCGAGGAGAAGCGAGAACAAUUGAACAGACUGCGAAGAGAAUACAGAACCACAUUGUUAGUUUCCAAGCGUACAAUCGAUUCAAUGAGUUUGUCGAAUCGGGAAGAACUCCUACGGUCAUCGGCUGUUUCACAGCGGACCAAAGCAAGUGGAAAUGCGAGCGAAAAUGCCCUCAUGGAUGCCAACAAUAAGGUCACCGAAAGCUUACGUCGAGUAGUUGGGGUGAUGCAGGGUGAACUGGAGCGGUCCGUAUUAUCGGUGCAGAUGUUGGAGUCAUCCACAAAAACCCUUCAAGCCACGUCAACAGCCCACGAUACACUCACGUUUACAAUGGACACCUCCAAAACUCUCAUCAAUGCACUCGUCAAGGCGGAUUGGCAAGACCGUGCUUUAAUCAUUGCUGGUUUCGUGUUGUUCCUAGCUGUGGUGCUUUUCAUCGUGAAAGAACGAUUAGUGGAUAGAGGGCUGAGAAUUGCAUUCUGGUGGACAAGGUUUAUACCUUCCUUUAGAGAGGACGAGGAGUUACUCAAGGCUGCAAUGAAAGAGGCUGCGGCGGUCACCGCAUCCACAGUCUCAAUAGUUUCCAGUCUUACCGGAACCACAUCCUCGAGCUUACCGCCGAUGACCAUGUCGUUGAAGGCCAGCUCUCAUCCUACGCAUAGUGAUCCUUCAGAGGCAACAUUAUCGGAGGUUCUUAAUACUGUGUUGGCUUCGGGAUCAAGCUCGUCGAUAGCGGAAGCCAGUACAAGUACUGAAGAGACUCACCCAGCUCCAGGCGGUGAACCAACGCAUCAGGAGUUGUAG
This is a messenger RNA of Marasmius oreades (fairy-ring Marasmius), 1073 nucleotides long. RefSeq lists its product as uncharacterized. The transcript has 5 exons. Gene Ontology annotation, biological process: retrograde vesicle-mediated transport, Golgi to endoplasmic reticulum. Gene Ontology annotation, molecular function: SNAP receptor activity. Gene Ontology annotation, cellular component: endoplasmic reticulum; SNARE complex. The coding region runs from base 18 to 1073 and encodes 351 amino acids. NCBI's taxonomy places the organism in Eukaryota, Fungi, Basidiomycota, Agaricomycetes, Agaricales, Marasmiaceae. The record is from RefSeq and is a predicted model, not a curated record.